AUGAGCGUAAAAUUAGCUGCACAAUUAUUUAGCCAUAGUGUGUCUGCUGCAAUGCAAACAGCUAUCGACACUAAAGAAUUAAGCACGAAUACUUGUUCAGCAACAGCGGAAUUUAUAAAAAUAGUGGAUAAUGCCUUUGAUGCAUUGAACAGCAGAAAUUUACAAGAUAAAAAACCUUGUAAAAGGGCAUUAUCAGAGGCAAAUAACGAAGCUUUUGCAGCUUUAAAUAAAAUGGCUGAGGCAAUGAAGUCGAUUAAAAAAAUAACAAACCAAGCUGGAUUAAUGCUAGGAUUAAUCUACGGUUGGUCAUCACCAGCAAUUCCAAGAUUAAACGGCUCCAUAGAACCAGAAAACAAUCCUCUACCAUCACCAAUAACAUUAUCACAAGAAUCUUGGAUAGCUUCUUUGUUACCAUUGGGUUGUAUUUUUAGCGCAUUCAUAACUGGAUUAAUAUGCGACAAAAUCGGAAGAAAAAGAACUUUGCUAACCGCAGCGAUUCCGUGCAUCGUUGGAUUCACACUCUGCGGUUUUCCAAAAAACGUUUACUACUUUUAUUUUGGACGAUUCUUUUCUGGGUUGGGUUGCGGAAUAAUUGCGGUUGUAAUGCCGAUUUUCGUUGGGGAAAUAAGCGAAAAGCAUAACCGAGGACUUCUUUGUUGUGUUUAUACUGUUGCCAUAUCGAUUGGAAAUCUUUUAUUUUUUGGUUUGACUCCGUAUUGUGGGAUAUACGCUUUAAGCAUUUUUGGGUUAAUCGUUUCUAUAUUAUUUUUAAUAACAUUUACUAUUUUUAUACCAGAAAGUCCUUAUUAUUUGUUAAUGAAAGGUGAAUUAAAUAAGGCAAGAAAAUCGUUAUUAAAAUUAAGAUGCAAUAACACAAAAAUAGUUGAAAUCGAAUUACCAAUUAUUAAAAAAAAUAUCGAUGAAACUUUAUCAAUCAAACGAAAUUUUUUUGAUUUUUUUAAAGAUAAAGCUCUCUCACGAGGUUUAAUGAUCGCUUUAGGCUUAGCAGCUUUUCAACAAUUAUCCGGAAUAAACAUCAUUUUCUUUUAUAUGCAAUCAAUAUUUGAAGAAUCUCAAACUGGAUUAUCUUCAGAUCUUUGUACUGUGUUCGUUGGACUCGUCCAAUUAGUUUGUAGCGUUGUCACAUCAAUAACCAUCGAUAAGUUUGGAAGAAAAAUUUUACUAUUAGUCUCAGCAAUUGGGAUGUUAAUUACAUUAACAGUUUUAUCUAUUUAUUACCAUUUAAAAGAGCGCAACUUCGACGUCCAAAAUAUAAGCUCUUUACCAAUUUGGUUCAUUAAUCUUUACGUUAUGACGUAUACUCUGGGUUUUGGGCCGAUUGUGUUCGGAGUUGCAGGAGAAAUUUUUCCACUUUACGCAAAAUCAAUUGCCUCGACUUUAACCACUUCAACCGGCUUGAUUUCAACUUUUUUUAUCACGAGUUUAUUUCCGUAUUUGAAGGAAUCAAUUGGGAUUGGAUAUACUUUUACAAUUUUAGCGGUUAUUUGUGGCUUUGCUGGGUGUUUUGUUUAUGUCAAGGUACCAGAAACGAAGGGGAAAACGUUGGAAGAAAUCGAAGUAAUGUUGAAGAUAUAAAAAUGUU
Onthophagus taurus is the source of this 1603-nucleotide messenger RNA. NCBI's taxonomy places the organism in Eukaryota, Metazoa, Arthropoda, Insecta, Coleoptera, Scarabaeidae. The record is from RefSeq and is a predicted model, not a curated record.